Messenger RNA from Cynoglossus semilaevis (tongue sole), 2349 nucleotides. Its product is annotated as coiled-coil domain-containing protein 117. Lineage: Eukaryota; Metazoa; Chordata; Actinopteri; Pleuronectiformes; Cynoglossidae. The record is from RefSeq and is a predicted model, not a curated record. Bases 724 to 1647 code for a protein of 307 amino acids. The transcript is spliced from 6 exons.
CUCACUUUAUAGAAUAGCUAGCUAACGCAAUAUUAUCGCAGUUAGCCUGUACAGCCACUCAAAACGCAUUAGACCUUCAUCUUUGAGAAAAGUCUUGGUUGCAGCUGCAGGUAGUAGAGCUUACAAGACGACAACAAAACAUGUAAGGGGCAGGGCAGCUGCACGAGUCGGUCAGUUUCACCAGCUGGACAAGUUAUUGAAAGUUAUUCAUAACGAAGAGGGAGGCGCUGCUUUCGUAUGUUGUUUCAUUAUGUUGUUUCAUCCUACGGUACAUGGGCUUGUGUUUGGCUACAAAGCAUUCAGUAGUCUUUCUUUAAACAUUACGUGUACGUUUCGGUUUGUGUUGUCGAUAACGUUCGUAUAUAACCGGACCAUAUUUAAAUCAAUAAGCUCAGGUCUUAGUCCUUUAAAGACGAUGGUCGAUAGAUUCGAUGCCACAAUUUUAAUCCUUUCCAUUACCGCCUAUACACUUAAACAGAAUUGCACACUACCUUUUAUUGGUACUCUUUCAAACUGCGCAAAGUAAUGUAUAUGUUCAACAGAGGAUUUAAAAUAAAACGCAUUUGCUUAACGACGCUAACAUUUUGCCAUUUGUCAUAAAAACUGUUAUUUUACAUAGCAGUGUCAAUCUAAAUUAAUAAUAUUUACCACAAUGUCUUCUGAACACAAAAACUGUACAGUUGAUUCCUUCUAGAAUCCUGUUUAUUAGCACCUGGCUCUCAGAUGAAAUUGAUAUAUAGCUGUCUUUCUGUUUUUAUGCCCACAAAUUAUUUCACUGACCAGAUGACGAUGCAUCAUUCAGUUCCUUCUGGCCAUGAACUGAAAUUCUUGCCAGCCAUGUAUUCAUUUUCAGGCCCCAAUAGCCUUCCAGAAUUCGAUUUUGGGCCUCCAAAUACACCGGGUCACUUACAGAGACCAACGGUCACGAACAACAGCUGGGAGACUCGUUGCCUCAGGAAACACAGAAGAAGAGUCAAUGAUGAGGGAUGCAGUGCCAAAAAGAGGAGGUUAAUGGUGGACACCGAGGUGGACAUUUCAGAAGACCCAAAUCCCAGCACUCACCAGGUGUGGCCUUCAACGAACAGCUGCUAUUCCCUGUCUGCCAAACAUGUCAGCACUAAACCUCCACAGUCCAGCCCUGGGCCUCAGCCUCUAACUUUACCACAUCCUGCUCCCAUCCUGCACAGAUCUGAAGCAGAGAAUUCCUGUAUGGAGAUAGAGGCAGCUCAGAGAAAAUUGCAGAAGAUCAAAGACAGAAUAACGCUGGAGGAUGAUGAUGAAGAGGAGGAUCUGGAAAUUGAGCCAGCACCAAGACGACCAGUGCUGGUAAUCUCAGACAGUCUGAAGGAGGGUCUUCAGCGCAGCAUCAGUGACAUCCUCCCUCAAAAAGUGGCCAAGUCCAUGAGUCAUUCCUGUAUGGAGUUGGUGCUAUGGCGUCCACCUGAAGACCACUUUUGUCCAAGGCUAAAAGAUGCAUUACAAAAACAGCGUAAACAACAGACAUUAUUGAGGCACCCCCCUGCUCCUUGUCCAUCUCCUAUUCCUCACAGUUUCUUGAGCUCCUCCAGUCCAUCCACAGACACACACUCUCAUCCCUACAGCUUUCCUGUAGCUGACAGCCCUGGAGAGGAGGACAUGGAAAUGUAAUCCUGUUCUAUGAAAUUUAAAAGCCAACCAAAGUAUAAUACAGUCUAAGUCGUAAUACAGUCAUAGCAAAGAAUGACAAAAAACAAACAAACUACAAAGCACUAGGAAACACCUUAGGUUGGUCAGUUUGGCAAGACUCGUGGGAUUUGUUAUCAUUGUACCUUUUUGACGGUGUGAAACACAUAUAUUUUUUUUAUGUUUUGUAUGCAUGUGAUGUGAUGUGCAAGUGUAAUGCUUACCAUUCUAAGCUGUUACAUUAUUUAAAACCACCUGCUGUACCAGUUGUAUAAAUUGUUUGAUAUAUUGACAGCCUUAUAAAGUGUUAUGAAGCUUGCAAAAUUAACCUUUGCUCUUUCUUAUAAUAUUGUUUGCACAGAAUCCUGCUAAUGUCUGGCCAGUAGCACAAAGGUGUAAUGUGAAUCAUUUUGUUGUUAUUCGUACAACAGCAGUGUGCAGCUUUUGAAUAUUAAUGUUUUUUUGGAGCACACAGUAGCUUAAAGCAGUUUUUGCAGUUGUACUUGUGGUUAAAAGAUAAUCAUUAAUAAGCUUGGUUUGGGGCGGUGAAGAGGAAAAGAAGUACUAGAAGUGCAGCUUCUAUCUUUCGAAUGUAUUUUCCUUUUUGUAACUAGAGGUUGAACCAGCCAUGGAGUAUUACAGCUUUGUAUUUGUUUAUAAAUAAACUCUUUAUUUGCCAUGUUAAAA